Messenger RNA from Oncorhynchus masou masou (cherry salmon), 2097 nucleotides. RefSeq names its product replication factor C subunit 3. Gene Ontology annotation, molecular function: DNA binding; ATP hydrolysis activity; DNA clamp loader activity. The record is from RefSeq and is a predicted model, not a curated record. Bases 134 to 1204 code for a protein of 356 amino acids. Gene Ontology annotation, biological process: DNA-templated DNA replication; DNA repair. Lineage: Eukaryota; Metazoa; Chordata; Actinopteri; Salmoniformes; Salmonidae. The transcript is spliced from 9 exons. Gene Ontology annotation, cellular component: DNA replication factor C complex; nucleus.
CUGUAGUUUUAGAGACAUUUCACUACGCGCCUUAAAGAAAAAAUAUUUCGCGGGAAUUAAAAUCAGAAAAACACAACACGCAGCAACUCAAACAAAACAGUGACUAGAGAACUGUGAAAUAACAUUAGAUAAAAUGAGUUUGUGGGUGGACAAAUACAGACCUACUUCUCUGGGGAAACUGGACUACCACAAAGAACAAGCAAAUCAGCUGAAAAACCUGGUCCAGUGUGGGGACUUCCCUCAUCUGUUGGUGUACGGGCCGUCUGGAGCAGGGAAGAAGACUCGUAUUAUGUGUCUGCUGAGAGAACUGUACGGAGCCGGAGUGGAGAAACUACACAUCGAACACCAGACCGUUACGGCUCCCUCUAAGAAGAAGAUUGAGAUCAACACCAUAGCCAGUAACUACCACCUGGAGGUCAACCCAAGUGAUGCUGGUAACAGUGACCGUGUGGUUAUCCAGGAACUGAUCAAGACUAUGGCCCAGUCUCAACAGAUCCAGACCAGCACCCAGAGGGAGUUCAAAGUUGUCCUGUUGACAGAGGUAGACCGCCUCACGAAGGAUGCCCAGCAUGCAUUGCGUCGUACCAUGGAGAAGUACAUGUCCACCUGCCGGCUCAUCCUCUGCUGUAACUCCACCUCCAAAGUCAUUGGACCAAUCAGGAGCAGGUGUCUGGCCGUCAGGGUGCCCCUGCCCAGUACAGAGGAGGUGUGUAAUGUUCUGUCUGCAGUGUGUAGGAAGGAGGGUCUGCUUCUCCCCGCUGAGUUGGCCAAACAGAUAUCAGAGAAGUCUGGACGCAACCUCCGCAAAGCACUGCUGAUGUGUGAGGCCUGCAGAGUGCAACAGUACCCGUUCUCAGCAGACCAGGACAUCCCAGAGACCGACUGGGAGGUUUACCUGAGAGAGACGGCCAACGCCAUCGUCAGUCAGCAGAGUCCUCAGAGGUUGUUAGAGGUGAGGGGGAGACUGUAUGAGUUGCUGACUCACUGCAUUCCUCCUGAGAUCAUCAUGAAGGGCCUGGUAACAGAGCUGCUAGGUAACUGUGACGGGCAGCUGAAGGCAGAGGUGACUCACAUGGCAGCCCACUACGAACACCGACUGCAGCAGGGCAAUAAGGCCAUCUACCAUCUGGAGGCCUUCACCGCCAGGUUCAUGGCCAUCUACAAGAAGUUCAUGGAGGACGGACUGGACGCCAUGAUGUUCUGAGCUCGCUCUCCUUCUCUCUCUCCUUCUCGCUCUCUCUCCUUCUCGCUCUCUCUCCUUCUCGCUUUCUCUCCUUCUCGCUCUCUCUCCUUCUCACUCUCUCUCUUCUCUCUCCUUCUCGCUCUCUCUCCUUCUCUCUUCUCUCUCUUUCUCUCUUCUCUCUUCUCUCUCUUUCUCUCUUCUCUCAUCUCGCUCUCUCUCUUCUCGCUCUUUCUCUCAUCUCUCUCCUCACUCUAAAUCUCUCUUUCCUGUCUCCAUGACGUUCUGAUCUAACUCGACUUGCUCUUUCUCCCCCUCUUCAUCACCCUUCCUCUUCAUCACCCUUCGGGAUGCCUUGAUGUUGUGAUCUAACACCCUCUCCCUCUGCGUACCCUCCCAUAUGCCUUGAUGUUGUGAUCUAAUACCCUCUCCCUCUGCGUACCCUCCCAUAUGCCUUGAUGUUGUGAUCUAAUACCCUCUCCCUCUGCGUACCCUCCCAUAUGCCUUGAUGUUGUGAUCUAAUACCCUCCCUCUGCGUACCCUCUCAUACCUUGAUGUUGUGAUCUAACACCCUCCCAUACCUUGAUGUUGUGAUCUAAUACCCUCCCAUACCUUGAUGUUGUGAUCUAAUACCCUCUCAUACCUUGAUGUUGUGAUCUAAUACCCUCCCAUACCUUGAUGUUGUGAUCUAAUACCCUCCCAUACCUUGAUGUUGUGAUCUAAUACCCUCUCAUACCUUGAUGUUGUGAUCUAACACCCUCUCCCUCUCCGUACCCUCCCAUACCUUGUAAUAUGAGGGGGUUCAGAGGCCCAGUCUUUGAUAUCAAUAAUUGAUUCAUCUGGAUAGUGAAACCUCCGCUAUGUACUGUCUUAUUGAACCCCUGCUGUAAAAUAAAGUUGACUUUCUUUUGAAUGUC